AUGUAUGAGAUGAUCCGCAGUCGAUGUUAUUUCCCGAAGAUCGCUGCUGCUUGUGAAGCGUAUGUUGCGAAUUGCGGGCAGUGUGUAGCAGCUAACCCAAGCAGAGCACCCGCUAUUGCAGCUACUCGCCCUGAUAUUCCUUGCCGCCCAUGGUCUGAAGUUGUCAUCGAUACCCUGGAGUUGGGUUCGGAUGGCACGAAUGAUUACCACUGUGUACUGAUGUGUGUGGAUGCAUUCAUGAAGUGGAUUGAAGUGGUACCCCUUCGUCGUCAUGAUGCUGCUUCAGUCGCCAGUGCAUUUGUGCAGGUCUGCCAGAUGUGGGGUGCCCCUGAUGUUGUGCGAUGUGACAAUGGAACAGAGUUCGCGAAUGCAGUCGUCGAGUCACUCUUUCAGUCACUUGGAGUCAGAGUACGCACAGGUGCUGUGAGACACCCACAAUCCCAAGGCGCAGCGGAGAGGGCAAACCGCACCCUGAUUGGAUUGAUCCGGAAGGUCCUUGAAUACUCAUCCGACUGGAAGUCUGAUCUCCGUACCCUGCUCUUCUACUAUCUUAACAGACCCCACUCGGCAACCCAUCUAUCGCCAAUGGAAGCCAUGGUCGGAUGGCAGCCAGCAAGGUUCAUUGUUGAGUCACCCAUUGCCAACGGCACGAUGUCUGCAAGUGCAUGGGUAGACAAGCUUGCACAGAGAUCCGCGGCUAUCCGCAAUCUGAUUGAAGAAGAGUUAUCGAGCGGCGAUAGUCCUGAUGUUAACGUACUAUGCCUGUAUAGUCCUGGCGAUGCAGUGAUGUUGCGACGUCCUGAACGACGGCAGAAGCGUUCUGUACCAUACGAGCGUGGCUGGCGUGUUCGUGACAUCGUCAGUGCAUCCACUGUCGUCAUUCGUCAUCAAACCUCUGGAGCUGAGAAGACUGUGAACGUCGAUCUCCUCAAGCGAGAUUCCAAUGGCUCCGAAGAUGGUGCAUGUUUGGAUGCCAAUGUCGAGCAGCAUGACAACGAUCCUGAGACUGAUAUGGCUAUGAGCGUCGACUUCGACCCACCAACUGCCACUGAUGAAGAGCCCGCUCGCAACCUCCGAAGCAGAGCUGACCUGCAACGCCCUGCUCGCUACAAUGACUAG
Sycon ciliatum is the source of this 1119-nucleotide messenger RNA. RefSeq lists its product as uncharacterized. The transcript has a single exon. Bases 1 to 1119 code for a protein of 372 amino acids. Lineage: Eukaryota; Metazoa; Porifera; Calcarea; Leucosolenida; Sycettidae. Gene Ontology annotation, molecular function: nucleic acid binding. Gene Ontology annotation, biological process: DNA integration. The record is from RefSeq and is a predicted model, not a curated record.